GAGAGAGAGAGAGAGAGAGACUUGGCUUCUACUGGAUUUCAGAGCUUUCUCUCCUUAUCAGUCUUGUGGGACAGAUCUGCCGCUCUAUUUCUGUAGGCAGCUAAGGACUGGUGAGCGCGCGCAGGGGACACAAGCGGUAAGGCUGGAGGAGGGAGAAACACCUUAAAGCUCAAUGCUCGUGACCGAAAGCAAGCGUGUCCCCAUGGCGUGUGAUUGAGAAAAUCCUGUUCAUUGGCGUUGGUUGGGAGGGAGAGAGAGAGGGGAAUAUUGAACUAUGGCCGGAGAGACGCUGCGCUUGUGCGCGUUUGUAAUGUGCGCGAUCCACGCGAGCUCGGGAUUUAACAUUGACACGCAGUUCCCGGUCAUCAAAGAGGGAAAAACCAAAGGCAGUUUCUUCGGCUUUUCAGUGGCAUUACACAAACAGACGGGGAAAAUCAAGCAACACUUGUUGUUGGUCGGGGCUCCUCAAGAGAAAGCACAACCCUCCCUCAGCAAGUUUAACAUCAAUCAGACCGGAGCUGUGUAUUCCUGUCCCAUCACCACCGCCCGGGAUGAUUGCAGGACCAUGGAUCUCAUCACUCCACCACAAUCCACAGAGAUGGUGGAGGGUAUGUGGCUGGGAGUCACUGUGGCCAGUCAGAAGAAUGGAGGACGUGUGCUGGCGUGUGGUCACCGCUACGUCAAAAUACUUCUGGGUGCAGAAGAACAGCAACGCAUGGUGGGCAAAUGUUACGUGCGAGGCAAUGACCUGAGCUACGACCCGUCCGAUUACUGGCAGUCUGACACUUACGAGCUGUGCGACUUCAACUAUGACCAGAAUCUGGAGGGCAUGUGUAAUAUGGGCAUCUCAGGGGGGAUGACGGAGAGCGACGUGUACUUCGGGGCACCGGGCAGCUUCGUGUGGCAAGGUAACGUCCACAUGAAAUGCAGAGACACCGACUUGGAUUUCGAGGGGGAUGCCGAUGAGAAAAGCUUCAGAAAGCUGGGCGAGGACCGGCUCAACAUUUACAUAGGUUACUCAGUGCUGGAGGACACAAAGUUACUGCAUCGCUCAGAGUACACUGUGGUGACGGGGGCUCCCAGAGACGGCUUCAGGGGUUCUGUCAUCAUGGCACAGAAAACCGACAGAGACCUGACUCUUCACCCACUGAACAUUUCAGGGGAACAGAUAGGCUCGUACUUCGGCAGCAGCCUGGCGGUGACGGACCUCAACAAUGAUGACUGGAACGACCUGAUUGUCGGUGCUCCGUUCUACUUUGACCGCUACAAUGAGGAGGGGGGGGCCGUGUACAUUUACAUGAAUGAGAAUGGAUCCUUCCGCGAAAAUGCCAGCGUGGUUCUGAAGGGAAGGAAGGGUUCUGGGUUUGGAUUCGCUGUGGCCGCAGUGGGAGAUGUCAAUCAAGACGGGUUUCAAGAUUUUGCUGUGGGUGCUCCUUUCCAAGAUUCUGGAAAAGUCUACAUUUGGAUGGGGGAUAAACGUGGAAUAACUAAGGAACCCAGUCAGGUGAUAGAGGGAAAAUCUUUGGUCACCGGAGGCUUCCAGACGUUUGGUUACUCUCUGAAUGGAGGAAUGGAUGUGGAUGGGAAUGAUUACCCUGAUAUUGUCGUGGGAUCUCUGGAUGACCACGUUGCUCUUUUGAGGGCACGCCCCGUUAUCCACCUCUCCAAAAUCUUUACAGUGGAGCCAAAGAUUGUGAUUCCAAGCCAAUGUGUUGUUAAUUCCUGUAUAAAGGUGAAGGUGUGUUUCAGCUACAUCCUCAGCAAUGGAAACAAAGCCUUUAAGAAGGACAUCCCUGUGAGGUACACAGUGGAUGCUGACCAUAAUCGCCGCGGCGCCCGAGUCCGUUUCCUUGACAACAAGCAGAGCACAUUCACAGGCGUUCUCUCUUUCUCUGCUCCCACAUGUAAAGAGCUGGAGCUCAGUGUUAUUACCCCUGUACUGGACAAACUACAGCCUAUAGUCUUCACUCUGAACGUGUCACUAGAUGAACAGAAAACAACAGCACAACAAACAUUACAGAACCUAGACGCCUUUCCUGUGUUGAGCGGCCAGCAGACACUGACGGACAAAACUGAGAUUAACUUUCAUAAGGAGUGUGGUGCUGAUAACAGGUGUAGCAGUAACCUGCAGCUCCGGGCCACGUUUGCAGAUGAGAAUUACGUUCCCUUUCCAGGUCAGAUGAUGGAGUUCAACAGUAACAUAAAGAAGCUGGUGAUGAUGGUGGAGGUCACAAACGUGGCAGAUUCGGUCAGAGAGGCUGAGGACGCGCAUCAGGCCAAGCUCAACGUCACCAUUCCACACACGCUCAAGUACUCGGGGGUCCGAUCUCAGUCUGGUUUUGAUGUCGAGUGCACCGCAGACGAUGCUGUUCUAUGUGAUCUGGGAAACCCAUUUAAAAGCGAUCAGAAGGCUUCACUGAUAUUCAUCUUUGAAACAUCUGGAAUCACGCUUUACACAGAGCUCAUCGACUCUCAGCUUCAGCUCUCCACUUUUAGUGAGCAGAAAGAACUUCUUCCUGUUCCUGUGACGCUCAAAGUCAAGAACACCAUCCUCUCUUCAUUCUCCUUAGAAAGGCCAGUGGUGGACACGUCCUUCAGUGGAAAUGUGGUUGGAGAGUCUGCCAUGAGAAGCAUCAGUGAUGUGGGGAGUCCAGUAGAGUUUGUGUUUCAUGUGAGUUUGUGUUACAGUUUGCCUGCCUUUUUCAGGGCCGGCACUAGGCAUGGGCAUGGGCAGGGAUGGGCUGAACCCACCUAA
This is a messenger RNA of Triplophysa rosa, 2755 nucleotides long. RefSeq names its product integrin, alpha 3b (gene itga3b). The record is from RefSeq and is a predicted model, not a curated record. Gene Ontology annotation, molecular function: integrin binding. Gene Ontology annotation, cellular component: integrin complex; external side of plasma membrane. The transcript has 20 exons. The coding region runs from base 275 to 2755 and encodes 826 amino acids. NCBI's taxonomy places the organism in Eukaryota, Metazoa, Chordata, Actinopteri, Cypriniformes, Nemacheilidae. Gene Ontology annotation, biological process: integrin-mediated signaling pathway; leukocyte migration; cell adhesion mediated by integrin.